Sporothrix schenckii 1099-18 is the source of this 1689-nucleotide messenger RNA. RefSeq lists its product as uncharacterized. Lineage: Eukaryota; Fungi; Ascomycota; Sordariomycetes; Ophiostomatales; Ophiostomataceae. The transcript is spliced from 2 exons. The record is from RefSeq and is a predicted model, not a curated record. Bases 1 to 1689 code for a protein of 562 amino acids.
AUGCAGCCAUGCGAUCUCAACGGCUUCAUGGACUAUCUCUACUAUGUGGAGCGCCGUGCUGAGAACUUACAGUUCUUUCUAUGGUAUUGUGAUUAUAUCGAGCGUUGGAGUCGGCUUCCGCCGCAACAACGGCAGCUGGCUCCCGUAUGGGGUCCGGUAGAGGCUGCAGAAGCCGCCCAGGAAGAAGCAGAAGCAGCAACAGCCACUGCCAAUGCAUCCGUUGUCGAUACGGUACCAAUACCUAAUUCAUCGAUACAUCUACCACCACCAACGGUCUCUGCCAACAGCAAACAACACGUCCUACACAGCCGAGGACCUAGCUCGAGCAGUAAUCGGAGCCAUGGUAGGCAUAAUCUCAGCAUCGACACCGGCCUUGCGGACUAUCCCUACGGAGCAAUUGGCCAGUAUAAACCACGGACCAACUCGGUGACCAGCACAGCGACGGCAACGUCUAUUUCCUCCAUGGCGAGCGUCUCCUCGCACCUCUCCACAUCUUCACGCGUGGCAGCUUCGAUCCACCAACGGUCCGAUAAUGCCAAGUUAACAAAUAUCCUCACAAUUCUCGAAAACCUUCCCGAGGCAACAGAACCCAUAUCAGCUGUCGAGGCACCAAUGCCAAAGCAUGGACCAUCCAGGUCUGGUGAGAUCAGCCCAUCCAUGGUGUUACCUCGUGGUGUUUCUUCACCACCUAUGGACUGGCAGGAGGUGCAGCCUGACUCACUGCAGCCGUUCCGUGACGAGCUUGGCCGUGUUGUUCGGCAUUAUAUUGCCGCCACGGGCGACCGUCCACUCCCUGACCUAUUUCCACCUGAGCGUGAUGCCUGCUUUCGAGCCGCAAAGCGCACCACCCACCCAUCCGCACUUCUCCCAGCCUUCUUAGCAGCCGAUUCGGCCCUCCGGGAACAAUCGUUCCCCAUGUUUGUCCGCAACUGGUGUGUCGGCAAUAUCGACAAGGGCUCACCGCGUCUGAUAUUUGUGCAAAUCAUGGCAUUGGUUUUGUUCCUUGUUGGUGUGGCUUUGGACAUCAUCUUGAUCCUGCUCGGGGGCAGUGGCAAGAGUAGCUCCUCGCCUUCCGGGAUGAUGGUAGACUUGACCAAGAGCCUUCCCCGGCUAACAUGCCUGGCCAUUUGGUGGCCGGCACUGACAGUACUGCUGGCGGCAUGGCGAAAGAUUGACUUGCUUCUUCACUUUCGUGGUCAGCGGCUGCUACGUCCAUGGGAAAUCGAGGACGACGACGAUGUCGACGGAGAUGACAACGAGGAGUCCCCUUCGCCCAUGUCUACCUACUCGAUUGAUCUGGAAAAGGAUAUGUCGGGACGGAGCGGCAGCGACAGCAGCAACAGCCCGAAGCGGUACCAUCGUGGCCACCGUCACCAAGCAUCCACCAGUUCCACGUCCAGCCGUAUCGAUCCUCUCCGCAAAGCUAGCCUUCAGGCCCUAGGCCCACGCAACGACCCUGACAGCGAACCAUGGGCCCGUCGGCAGAGACGGAUGUCAUUUUACCGCCGCCUGAUUUCUGAGCUCCGGCCGACAAGCAGUACCGGGCUAGGCAGCCGUACAGUGGCCGUGCAACAUGCAGGCGUGCGGGCGUUGCAGAACCGAGCUGUGUGGAGUGCUGUACUCUGGGCCGGUCUAGCGUCAAUGUCAUUGACCAUUGUUUCGCUGUUUAUUCCGGGGCCGGGGAUGUAG